Molecule: messenger RNA, 1520 nt
Organism: Lagopus leucura (white-tailed ptarmigan)
Lineage: Eukaryota; Metazoa; Chordata; Aves; Galliformes; Phasianidae
Gene: NEGR1
Product: neuronal growth regulator 1
Exons: 8
Coding region: 1-1101 (366 amino acids)
Cellular component (GO): neuron projection
Source: RefSeq, a predicted model, not a curated record
AUGGUGCCGCUGGUGCGGGGCGCCGGGGGCUCCCACCAGUGGCUGGCGGCCGUGCUGCUCGGCCUCUGCUGCCUGCUGCCCGCCGGGCGGCUCGCCGCGCCGGGAGGGGACUUCCCCGGGGCUGCCGCGGACAGCCUGGUGGUGCGGAAGGGGGACACGGCCGUGCUCAGGUGUUACUUGGAAGAUGGAGCUUCCAAAGGCGCGUGGCUGAACCGCUCGAGCAUUAUUUUUGCUGGCAGUGACAAAUGGUCAGUGGACCCUCGAGUUUCCAUUGCGACAGCAAACAGGAGAGAGUACAGCCUGCAGAUCCAGGACGUGGACGUGACAGAUGACGGCCCCUACACCUGUUCUGUGCAAACCCAGCACACUCCCAGAACGAUGCAGGUGCACCUAACUGUGCAAGUUUCUCCGAAGAUAUUUCGUAUUUCGAGUGACAUCGUUGUGAACGAAGGCAGCAAUGUUACUCUCGUGUGUCUGGCCACUGGGAAACCAGAGCCCUCCAUUUCCUGGAGACACAUCUCUCCAUCUGCAAAACCAUUUGAGAGCGGGCAGUACUUGGACAUCUAUGGAAUUACAAGAGAUCAGGCUGGGGAGUACGAAUGCAGCGCAGAAAACGAUGUCUCAGUCCCAGACGUGAAAAAAGUAAAAGUCACAGUAAACUUUGCUCCCACAAUUCAGGAACUUAAGUCCAGCGGAGUGAUGCUCGGAGGGAACGGCCUCAUCCGGUGCGAAGGCGCGGGCGUUCCUGCCCCGGUCUUUGAGUGGUACAGAGGAGAGAGGAAACUGAUCAGUGGUCAACAAGGAAUUACUAUUAAAAAUUAUAGCACGAGAUCACUUCUUACUGUUACCAAUGUGACAGAAGAGCACUUUGGCAACUAUACCUGUGUUGCUGCCAACAAGCUUGGGAUGACCAAUGCCAGCCUGCCUCUCAACCAAAUAAUUGAGCCUACUACCUCUAGUCCUGUCUCAAGCCCAGCUCCCAGUACGGCCCAGUAUGGGAUCACCGGGGACGCCGAGGUCCUGUUCUCCUGCUGGUACCUUGUGUUGACACUGUCCUCCCUCACCAGCAUAUUCUACCUGAAGAACAUCAUUCUGCACUGAGUGUAAAGAACCCUAAAAGGCUUUUAAGGAUUCUCUGAAAGUGCUGAUGACUGGAUCUGAUCUGGUAGAGUUUGUUAAAAGCAGCGUGGGAUAUAAUCAGCAGUGCUUGCGUGGGGAUGAUCGCCUUCUGUAGAAUUGCUCAUUAUGUAAAUACCUUAAUUCUACUCCUUUUUUGAUUAGCUGCAUUACCUUGUGAAGCAGUACACAUUGUCCUUUUUUAAGACGUGAAAGCUCUGAAGUUACUUUUAGAGGGUAUUAAUUGUGAUUUCAUGUUUGUAAUCUACAAGUUUUCAAAAGCAUUCAGUCAUGGUCUGCUGAACUGCAGACCGUAGUUUACAAAAAAAAAAAAGGAGAAUAUUGCAGUAAAAUGGGCUUCUUUAAGGCUGCAAUACAACAUUCAGUUCCCUUCUUAAAUAACA